Scophthalmus maximus (turbot) is the source of this 4900-nucleotide messenger RNA. RefSeq names its product phosphatidylinositol 4-phosphate 5-kinase type-1 alpha. Gene Ontology annotation, molecular function: phosphatidylinositol kinase activity. The transcript is spliced from 16 exons. The coding region runs from base 73 to 1866 and encodes 597 amino acids. The record is from RefSeq and is a predicted model, not a curated record. NCBI's taxonomy places the organism in Eukaryota, Metazoa, Chordata, Actinopteri, Pleuronectiformes, Scophthalmidae. Gene Ontology annotation, biological process: phosphatidylinositol metabolic process.
GUGGCGCCGCCGCGACACGAGCCUCAGAAUUCGAGUGUCGGCGCUGUCUGUGAUGUGAACAGUCAGAUCGUAAUGGCGACUGCUGGAACAGCAGACUCGGGAUCGACAGCCCCGACAGGGACCAGCAGCAUCCGGAAAAUGGCCCCUUCAGAGAUGCCGGGCUCCUCAAACACAACUCAGAGUAUGAAGAAGACCAUUGGACACCGGGGAGUUGAGACCACCACAGGAGAGACCACCUAUAAAAAGACCACGUCGUCUGCCCUAAAAGGUGCAAUCCAACUGGGCAUUGCUCACACAGUUGGCAGCUUAAGCCAAAAGGCAGAGAGGGAUGUUCUCAUGCAGGACUUCGUGGUGGUCGAAAGCAUCUUUUUCCCAAGUGAAGGCAGUAACCUGACACCUGCUCAUCACUACAGCGACUUUCGCUUCAAGACCUACGCUCCUAUUGCUUUUCGUUACUUUAGAGAACUGUUUGGGAUACGGCCAGAUGACUAUCUGUAUUCUCUAUGUAACGAGCCACUGAUAGAGCUGUCUAAUCCUGGAGCCAGCGGAUCAAUCUUCUAUGUUUCCAGUGAUGACGAGUUCAUCAUCAAGACUGUUCUACACAAAGAGGCUGAGUUCCUCCAGAAACUCCUGCCUGGAUACUUCAUGAAUAUAAACCAAAACAAGCGCACCCUGCUGCCCAAGUUCUAUGGAUUGUACUGUGUUCAGGCAGGGGGCAAGAAUAUCCGCAUGGUAGUGAUGAACAAUCUUCUGCCUCGGAUCAUCCCCAUGCACCUCAAGUAUGACCUGAAGGGCUCCACUUAUAAGAGACGAGCCUCUCCUAAGGAGAGAGAAAAGGCUGUUCCCAUUUACAAAGACCUGGACUUUAUCCAGGACUUACCCGAUGGCCUGCUGCUAGAAGCAGACAACUACAACGCUCUGUGUAAGACUAUACAGAGGGAUUGCUUGCUAUUACAGAGUUUCAAGAUUAUGGAUUACAGUCUGCUGAUGGGCAUCCACAACAUGGACCAGGCCAGUCGCGAGCGAGGUGGAGGCAAUUCAUCGGACAGUUGUGGCUCAGAGGGAGCUGUGACUCCAGAUCAGCGCCGGCCACAAACGCAGAAGAGUCUGUACUGUACGGCCAUGGAGUCCAUCCAGGGGGAGGCUCGGGGGAAGGGAGCCUUAGAUUCAGAAGACCACAUGGGCGGUAUUCCAGCACGAAGUACUAAAGGAGAGAGGUUGCUGAUCUACAUCGGCAUCAUCGACAUUCUCCAGUCCUAUAGGUUCAUUAAGAAGUUGGAACACUCCUGGAAGGCCUUGGUCCAUGACGGGGAUACUGUGUCAGUUCACAGACCUGGCUUCUAUGCAGAGCGUUUCCAGCAAUUCAUGUGUAGCACGGCAUUUAAGAAAAUUCCACUAAAGCCAUCACCAUCUAAGAAGAGUCGUGGUGGUUGUCAGGGAGGUCUCAGGAGAGCCCCCACCCUGGGAGCUCCCACCCCGCUCUCCCAGGCAACAGGGCAGAUGGCGGUGGACUCCAGACUGGUGUACCACAGUUACUUCAGAAGCACAGAGUCUGAGGCCGACAUUGGCGUGCAGUCGGGCCGACCCGAUCUUGUUCCGAGGACCCCUCCGCUGAUAGACAACCCAGCUGAUUAUGACGCCAACCUCUCCACCUCAUCACUAGGCAGCACAGGAGUGGCCUCCGCCUCUCCUCCCCUGCGUUCUGUAGGAGUCGAGGUGCACAAAGCAGCCAACACAGACCCUGACCAUGGUGCUACCCACAGUUUGGGGGCAGAAGGGGCUACGGACAAUUCCAGCAACCUAUCUGGAAAAGAAGAUGUAGUUUCACUAUCGGACAUCGUCCCCGAGACCAACAUCUGUUUUUAAAGAAAGGACAUGGUGUUUCUGGCCGAGGUGAAGUGUCUGACGUAGGAACAAAGAGAAUGAAGGUUUCCACCAUGGACCCUUCGUUGCACAAGUGAUGUUGUCUCACCCACAACUACAGUAGGGAUCACUGGGGAAUGCAGCGAGGUGCAGUGAACGUUUCAACAUUGGGUAAAACAAUGAUGGGAAGAUGAAGAAGCAAAUGCCAUCAACAAAGUUGCUGUGUGCACACGUUUGGUCUCAAAGCCCCAUUGUCACACCUGAAGAAAAAAAAUGGGUGUAUCACCCUGAAUUGGAAGCUGAUUAAUAGCCCUGACGGCAUUGGAUUGAUUAAACCAAGGUUAUCCUUCUUUUUUACAACACGUGUCUAAUGCAAGGUAAAAAUGAACAAAAUAAUUGGCUGUAUAUUAUUAAAAAAAACAGUCACCAGUGGAUGGUGAAGGCAGUCCAAUCCUCCAUGAAGAGUCCGUCGUCAGCGAGACACAGUUUAAGAGCUCCUACGUCAGACACAGUUUAAGAGCACAUGAACGGCAUAGCCUGCAUUUAUAGGAGUGAAUAUUUUCCUGUGUUCAUGCACAGUCUAAAUGGGUUCACAGUUCUGCGGCUGACGCUCUGGCGUUCCCACUACCGCACAUUCAUUUCUCCCUCGGCAGGCCUCAUGAUCGAGGGGGAACUCUGAGCUCAGUGGUCAUUGUUCAAAUCAACACUUGCUGCUGUCGACUCUGCAAUCAUGUAUCCCUUUCCUUUCACUGAUUGUGAAUGUCCAGUAUUUUGUUUUGAGGUCAGAUUUUGAGAUGCUGAAGAGACGAGUCGAACCAGACCCCCUUCUGUAAUUCUUAUAAGUUAUUCUGCUGGAAGCCACAGUUGUACUGCAAAGGUCCAACCAGAUCUUGCCACUGCUGAAUGUAACUUAGCGGGUUUUUUUUAUUACAUAGACUGUCUUAUUAACAUGGCAGACCACAUAAUUACAACCCUGAAUAUCUCCCCCUUCUGGUGUGACCAUAUGUGCGGAAGUAUAGAUGAAUAAUAGAGGAUCCGUUGACAGCACUGCUGGUCAUUCGAUGCUGUUACAUGAAGUCAUGGUGUUAAGUUAAUAGAACAGUAGCAUUCAAGCUAUUGUCUGUUGCCUGUCAUGUGUGUGUGCCUUUACAUGUUUGUCCCUCCCCAAACUUUUUUUUUUUUUUUUUUUUUUACAGUUUUAAUGUUGAAGUCACUCAGAGAAACCUGCCUUAUCACUACAGCUGACAUCAUCAAACUGCCAUUCGUGUGUCUGAACAAACCAAUCAGUUGUCAGUGUUUUAAAAGGAUUUCAGAAUUUUAAUGCAAACACUAGAAUCAUCUCUUUUGGUUCAUUCAUGUUGAGUGUUAAGUCACCUUGGUUGAACUGGUCAGCUCAAACUUCAAACUCUCCUGGCAUCGGACAGAAUGAACCUGUCUCUUAUUCAUUUCUGCUGGUAACAGAAAUGGUAAGUGCCCACACCCACUCUUGGACCAAUAUCACUAACCAUAUUUGUAUAUAGUUCAUGAAAAAUUUGUGUUGGUUUUCACCAAAUGUUUUUGUGUAUAUCUUAUUGUUUAGGACACUAAACAAGGCCCAGGUGUUGCAUGGCUGAAAGGUUGUUUUUUAACCCAAAUAGGAUUUUUCUGAUACAAAAAUGGAAUCGUAGCAGAACUCAAAAUCUUAGACAUCAUCUCAUUGAAAGAAUAACUGUUUAUGUGCUUAUUAAAUUACCACGUGUGCAGUAGAGAGGGAGAGGGGGGGAUGUGAGUGAUGAAUAUAGAAAGAAUUUUAAAAAAUGUCAUGUUCAUUGAUGCACAGUUGAGGAUUCAGGACUGAGUGUUUUGUAUUGAUAGCCAGCCGCGGCACCAAAGAAAAGAGUAGAGAGCUUUCAUGAAUAUGAAAUUAGACACUCCUGAACUGAUAUGUUUUAUAAGGUAAUAACACUGGGUCGACCCCGGUUUUGAGGAUCAAUUAUUAAACUGGACGUUAUGCCGGAUAGGCUGUAUCUGACUUAAACCUAGUCCCUGUUAAGAUUUUUUUUCUUUAACAAAGAAUUAUCUGACUUUGUCCGGGCCUGAAACAUUUCAAGAGUUAACUCCACAUUCCUGUGAAAUCCUGUAAAAUGUUUCACUUUACUCUAGUUGUGGUGGCUCUGAGAACCCAUUAUUUAACACCUUUAUUUAGGAGAAUGUACUUGAAGACUUAUUACUUCUAGUAUUAUGUUGAAAUGUAAACCGCUGAUUUCCUCAAAUAGAUCAGUCUAAUGUUGUUUAGUUGGUUGAGAGUCAAACCACCGCCAAAGAAAAACACUCCCCAUUAAAUCUUUCUUAUUUGGAAAAAAAAAAAAAAGAUGAAAAAAAUCCAGUUUAUAUUUUGUGACAGCUUGAUUUUUCAAUGUUUUGUGUUGUAAAUUAUUUUUUUAAUUAGUGGUACUGUGUAAUUGCUGGAUGAAGACCACUUGUGUCCCAGUUGUUAUGUAGUACACCAGUGGCACAAGAGAAUAAUCUGCCUCCGGUGCUUAAAGGGCAGUGCACUCAGCCUAGACACUACAACACAUUUGAAGUAAUGCAAUAUGAACCACACCUAUCUAAGAAGUAUAUUUAUUAAUAUGAUUGAUGGUUGUACGCUGAAAUGAUCAAGUUCUAUUAUGAACCUUAGAUGAUUGUACGUAUACUAUAAAGUGACAGAAUGAUGUCUGAAACUAUAGUGUGAAUUGCCUGCGAAGGUGGACAAUUUGACUUUUUAUAUUUCAUGUUCAGAUUGUGAUAUGAUAGAUGUAUUCUCUCUUGUUAACUUCCGUGCUUUUUUUUUUUUACAUGAAUGUCUCAUGGCUUACGAGCCAUCAUUGCUGGUUGUCGUCUUUGCAUCAAUUACUAUAUUUUUACUGUGUAUAAAAUGUGUAUAUGUACAUAGGAGUCACGGAAAUGCCUUCUCAUGCAAUAUAUGCUGCCUGUCCCCCUGCCAUGUUUUAGUUAUGUGGUGGUGAUGUCUUCAUGUCUUGAUUUUAAAGGAUUAAACAUAUUUUCUAAAUCUUGA